AUGAUAAUGGCUGAAAGGCUCUUUGGGAUCUUGGCCUACGUGGCAUCUUCCAACGUGCCCUACUACCGCCUGAUCUCGCUGCUGGGAGACUGCAGACGUUUCCACUUGAAGUUCAAAGAAACCAACCUAAGCACCUUGCAGCAGUUCAACGCCUUGGCUCACCUGCGGCGGCUGGAGCAGUUGACGGUGGAGACUCAGGGAAACCCCGUGGUCAGCUUCACCUUGUGGAAGUUCUACGUCCUCUUCCGGCUGAGCCAUUUUAACCUGCAGAAGAUCAACGGGUCGGAGGAGAAGAAGCGCUUAACCAUCUGCAACAUCGCCCAUCACUGGGAAGUGCAGCAGAGCCGUCUCGCCCGCAAGCUUCCGAACCCGGAGCAUCUCCAAGGCGAGGAGCCCUGUCAGAACAACAGGAACGCGGCCUGCGAGUUUCUCGAGGAGGAAGGCAGACAUGGGGACUUCAUCUCCCAGAAUUCCUCAGCUGGCCAGGGGAUUCUGGGGAGUGAAGUCCACGCGUCUUCCACUGGACAACGUUGGGCAAAAGGCCUUUACGAGAAGGCCAUUGACAAUAGUCAGAGUAACAGUCCAACUGCACCUUCCAUCAACUCAGACCACCUCCCGAAGAUAACCCUGAACUCUAAGGAAUCAGAGGCAAAUGAUAACUUUCCAGAAAAAACAGACGUGGCAGACAGGAUCCAGAUACCUUAUGAAGCAUCUUGCGAGCAGCAACAGCCGGUGACAAAACAGCAAAAGGCAGGGCAGACGCCGAAGUCGGUAGCCACCCAGAGGACUCCACUGUGCCGUUUCAACACAAUUAUAAUCAUCUACCUCUUUUUGGUCGUUCUCCUACUUUGUUCUUCGGGCUACAUUGGUCUGCGUAUCAUCCAACUGGAAGAACAGUUGAUUUCCAUGGGGGCUUGGCCUGAAUUGGACCUUCAGCAUCAAUAUAAGGCAAGCUGAGAAAUCACCAUGUUCCAGGCAUCUGUGCAAGGUGAUGCGGAAACUGACAUUUCUGUGACGGCUGUUUUUGCUGAUCACAACUUAAAUUGGGCACAGAACUUUCCUUAGGCCUUCAGUUGUCAAGCUCAACUACGCAAGACCCACAACAUCGAUUCUGUUUGAAGGUUAUUCCCCCCACCAACUUCUCUGGAAAUAGAGGGGGGUUUCCCCCAAGAAGUAGAGAAUGACUUUUAAAGGGUUCCUGUGCACCAUGCAAGAUUUGGAGACUGGCCCGCUAUGGAUCCAUCGUGUGCCUUGAAAAGCCAACAUUUAGUAACUUUUUUACUCCUAACAUUUCUGGGUAAAAGAAGAUGGGAAAAGUGAAACACCUCUCUUUUAGUUUGUGUGUGUGGGGAAAAAAAACACCUUUCCCCCUUUCUCUUUUUUUUUUAAAGGUGUCUUCUUGCACCAGCGGUGGUCUUCAGCCGAUUCGGAUUGGUUUGGGUGAACUGGUAGUGACAAUCUGAAGGUGGGCAGGCCCGGCUCUAUG
Molecule: messenger RNA, 1486 nt
Organism: Thamnophis sirtalis
Lineage: Eukaryota; Metazoa; Chordata; Lepidosauria; Squamata; Natricidae
Source: RefSeq, a predicted model, not a curated record